AACAUGUCCUCACCACUUUGGAGUUUGAUUAUUCUAUUGGCAUUUGCUAAAUUAGAUGGUGAAGCUGGUGGACUUGAGCAGCAGCCACGAAAAAGAAGUAUUGAUAACCUCCAACAGCCUCGCAUAGCCUCAGAGAGGGGAAAUUUAGUGUUUCUUACAUCGUCUGCCCAAAACAUUGAAUUUAGAACUGGACCCCUGGGAAAAAUUAAAUUAAAUGAUGAAGACCUCAGCGAAUGUUUGCAUCAGAUUGAGAAAAACAAAGAUGAUAUUGUAGUUUUAAAAAAGAGUGCAGUUGACCUGCCCCAAAAUGUAUCUAAUCAAAUCCAUCAGCUUAAUUCUACGCUUGUGGCUCUCGAGAGAAAAUUUCAAAGUUUCCAACAGACAGUGGACAAAAACUUUUGCAGCAGCCAUCCCUGCCAAAACGGUGGAACCUGCCUCAAUCUGCAUGAUUCCUUUUAUUGCAUCUGUCCCUCACAGUGGGAGGGUCCUCUUUGCUCAGCUGAUGUUAACGAAUGUGCGAUUUAUUCAGGAACACCCCUGAGCUGCCAGAAUGGAGCCACAUGUAUGAACACAGUGGGGAGUUACAGUUGUAUAUGCACACCUGAAACAUAUGGACCCCAGUGUGCCUUCAAAUAUAAUGACUGCGAAGGGGGCUCUCAGAAGCACUGUGGCCACGGCAUCUGUGAAGAUUUGGACCGAGAGCGACCUGGAGUGGCCAACUUCACCUGCAUCUGUGAAGCUGGGUGGACAACUGGGUCGAAAGGUAUCUCCUGCACACAGGAUAAAGAUGAGUGUAGCUUCCAGCCUUCGCCUUGUUCGGAACUUGCACAGUGCUUCAACACUCCUGGCUCUUUCUAUUGUGGAGCCUGUCCAACAGGCUGGCAAGGAAAUGGAUAUGAUUGUCAAGAUAUCAAUGAAUGUGAGAUCAACAAUGGUGGCUGUUCUUUGGUUCCACUUGUUGGGUGUGUGAAUACACCGGGAUCUUUCAAGUGUGAAAGCUGUCCACCAGGGUAUGUAGGUGAUGGAAGAGUGUGCACUCCCAUAGACAUCUGCUUGAUCAAUAAUGGAGGCUGCCACCCAGAUGCAUCCUGCUCCUCAGCUCUAGGUUCAUUACCUCUUUGCACCUGUCUCCCAGGAUAUACUGGAAAUGGUUAUGGACCAAACGGAUGUGUGCAACUCAGUAAUAUUUGCCUAAGUCACCCUUGCUUACAUGGACAAUGCAUAGACACAGUAUCUAGUUAUUUUUGUCGGUGUGACCCGGGUUGGGCUGGUGUCAACUGCACAGAAAACAUCAAUGAGUGUUCCAGUAACCCCUGUCAGAAUGGGGGAACUUGUAUUGAUGGCAUUAAUGCUUUUAGUUGUGAAUGCACAAGUUCCUGGACUGGAUCUCACUGUCAGAUUCCCCAGCAAGUUUGUGGAGGAUCGCUCUCAGAGAUGAAUGGAACCAUCAGCUACAAGAGCCCCAGUGAUGGCUAUGUUCAUGAUGUUAACUGCUUCUGGGUUAUCCGAACUGAAGAGGGAAAGGUCCUGCGUAUCACUUUGAUUUUUUUCCAACUAGAAUCGGUGAAUGAUUGCCCACAUGAGUUUCUUCAGAUUCAUGAUGGAGAUUCCUCUGCAGCCUUUCCACUUGGAAGAUUCUGUGGCUCCAGACCCCCUCAGGAAAUCCUCAGCAGUGACAAUGCUCUCUAUUUUCAUCUCUAUGCUGACCAUUUGAGUAAUGGAAGAGGAUUUACAGCAAGAUGGGAAACACAGGAACCAGAGUGUGGAGGUACAGUGACUGGUACUUAUGGUUCUAUCAAGUCUCCAGGGUAUCCUGGAAACUACCCCCCAGGAAGAGAUUGUGUGUGGCAUGUUUUAACAAGUCCUGGACUCCUGAUAACAUUUGCUUUUGGGACCUUGAGCCUGGAGGACCACGAUGAUUGUAGCAAAGAUUACCUGGAGAUCCGAGAUGGUCCUUUGCAUCAGGACCCUGUUCUCGGGAAGUUCUGUACCACACUCUCUGUCCCACCGCUCCAGACGACAGGUCCCUUUGCCAGAAUCCGUUUCCAUUCUGACCGCCUAAUUAAUGACCAAGGCUUCCAUAUCACCUACUUAACAUCACCUUCGGAUCUGCAGUGUGGAGGGCUCUACACCGAGCCAGAAGGCGAGAUCCUCCUUCCUGAUUUGUCUGGGCCUUUUGCUCACAAAAGACAAUGCAUCUACUCUAUAGAGCAGCCUCAGGGAGAGCAAAUACAAAUUAACUUCACCCAUGUGGAGCUGGAAGGCCAGAGCAGCUGUUCUCAGCGUUACAUUGAGGUUCAAGAUCAUGAUACYUUACUUGGAAAAGUCUGUAACAAUGAAAUCUCUCCCAUUACAUCCAUUACUAACAAUAUCUGGAUCAGGCUUAUAAUAGAUGAUUCCACCCAAAAGACUGGUUUCAGAGCUGUUUAUCAAGUUGCUUGUGGGGGUGAAUUAACUGGAGAAGGAGUCAUUCGCUCCCCUUAUUAUCCCAAUGUAUAUCCUGGAGAAAGGACCUGUAGGUGGACCAUACGCCAGCCCCAAAGCCAAGUUGUUCUUCUCCAGUUCACUAGCUUUGAAAUUGGAAGUUCUGCCCACUGUGAUACAGAUUAUGUUGAGGUUGGUAGCAGUUCCAUUUUGGGUUCUCCUGAAAAUGAAAAGUAYUGUGGCACCAACAUAACUUCAUUAAUAACAUCCGUGUACAAUAUUCUUUAUGUCACAUUUGUGAAAAGUUCUUCUACUGAAAAUCAUGGUUUCAUGGCUAAGUUCAGUACUGAGGAUUUGGCAUGUGGACAAGUUCUUACACAGUCCACAGGAAUCAUUAAAAGUCCUGGUCAUCCAAAUAUCUACCCCAGUGGUAUCAACUGUACUUGGCAUGUACGGGUUCAAUCUGGAAAACGGAUUCGUUUGGUGUUUGACAAGUUUUAUCUGGAGUUUCAUUACAAUUGCUCAAAAGAUUACCUGGAAGUUUAUGACACUGGUUCUGAGACAUUUCUUGGGAGAUUUUGUGGAAAAUCCAUCCCGCCUUCUCUCACCAGCAGUGACAACUCAAUAAUGUUGAUAUUUGUGGCUGACUCUGACCUCGCUUAUGAAGGCUUUACAAUAAAGUAUGAAGCAAUUGAUGCAUCAACAGCAUGCUUGGAAGACUACACAGAUUCCUCUGGGAUGAUAAGUUCUCCAAACUUCCCCAAUAAUUACCCCAAUAACUUGGAAUGCAUUUAUAGGAUCACAGUGGAACCCAAUCAACAGAUUGCAUUGCACUUCACAAACUUCUCCUUGGAGGAAGGCAUUAAUGGAAAUUGCAUAGGAGAUUUUGUGGAAAUCAGAGAUGGAGGCUAUGAAACUUCACCAUUCCUGGGAACAUACUGUGGAUCAAAUCUACCUCCAAGAAUCAUCUCUCACAGUAACAAACUGUGGUUAGAAUUCAAAAGUGACCCGAUAUUCACAGAGUCUGGGUUCUCUGCUUACUGGGAUGGAUCACUAACAGGUUGUGGAGGCAAUCUUACCACUUCCACUGGCAUAUUCACAUCCCCGAACUACCCAAUGCCCUACUACCACAGCUCUGAAUGCUACUGGUGGUUGAAAUCCAGCCACGGCAGCCCAUUUGAACUGGAAUUCAAAGACUUCCACUUGGAGCAUCAUCCAAACUGCUCUUGGGAUUAUCUGGCGAUCUAUGAUGGCCCAAGUACCAGCUCUCAUCUGUUAACUCAGCUUUGUGGGGAUGAAAAACCGCCUCUGAUCCGUUCUAGUGGAGACAACAUGUUAUUAAAACUGAGGACUAAUGAAGGUCAGCAAGGAGGUGGCUUCGAGGUCAAAUACUGGCAGACAUGUGAGAAUGUGGUGAUAGUUAAUCAAACUUACGGCAUCUUGGAGAGCAUAAAUUACCCACAUCCUUACUCUAAAAAUCAGCGUUGCAACUGGACCAUCCAAGCAACAAGGGGCAACACGGUGAACUACACRUUUUUAGCAUUUGAGUUGGAAGAUCAUACAAACUGCUCCACAGAUUAUUUAGAGCUCUAUGAUGGAUCAAAUCGGAUUGGGCGCUACUGCGGAGCAAACAUUCCCUUGCCAGGGAGUACCACAGGCUCCAAACUUCAAGUGCUGUUCCAUACAGAUGGRGUUGGUCAUCAUGAGAAAGGAUUUCAAAUGCAGUGGUUCAUUCAUGGUUGUGGUGGAGAGUUAUCAGGAGCCACGGGCUCCUUCAGCAGCCCYGGGUAUCCUGACAGGUAUCCACCCAGCAAGGAGUGCCUCUGGUACAUUAGCACUGCCCCAGGGAGCAGCAUUCAGCUCACCAUCCAUGACUUCGAUGUGGAAUAUCAUGCGACCUGCAGAUAUGACAUCCUAGAGGUCUAUGGAGGCCCUGAUUUCUACUCUCCCAGAUUAACCCAGUUGUGCUACCAGAGAUCAUCUGUGAACCCCAUGCAGGUCUCCAGCACUGGAAAUGCACUAGCCAUCCGAUUUAAGACAGACAGCUCCAUAAAUGGGAGAGGCUUCAAUGCCUCAUGGCAAGCAGUCCCUGGAGGUUGUGGUGGGAUUUUCCAGGCUCCCAAUGGAGAAAUCCAUUCUCCCAAUUACCCCAGUCACUAUAGGAGUAACACUGAGUGUUCUUGGGUCAUUCAAGUUGAGAAAAAUCACCGCGUUCUCUUGAACUUCACUGACUUUGAUCUUGAACCUCCAGACUCUUGCAUUUUGACAUAUGAUGGUGUCAGCUCUGCAAGCAGCCGCCUUGCCAGGGUGUGUGGAAGACAGCAGCCGACUAACCCCAUCAUCUCUUCGGGGAGCAGCCUCUUUGUGAGAUUUCAGUCUGGCCCUUCCAGACAGAGCAGGGGCUUCCGAGCUAAAUUCAGGCAAGAGUGUGGAGGCCGCAUCCUCACUGACUCUUUUGAUACUAUUUCCUCUCCAUUGUUCCCUGCCAAGUAUCCAAACAAUCAAAACUGCAGCUGGAUCAUUCAAGCCCAACCUCCGUUCAAUCAUAUUACUCUCUCCUUUACCCACUUUGGACUUGAAAGCAGUACAAGAUGCACACACGACUUUCUAGAAGUUUUGGAUGGCGAUUACUAUGAUGCACCCCUCCGAGGCCGUUACUGUGGCACCUCCAUGCCCCACCCCAUCACGUCCUUUGGCAGUGCCCUGACGCUGAGGUUCGUCUCUGAUUCCGGACUGAAUUUUGAUGGUUUUCAUGCCACGUAUGCUGCAUCCACAUCGGCUUGUGGUGGAACCUUCCACAUGGCCGAAGGCAUCUUGGACAGCCCUGGCUACCCCGAAGUUUAUCCUCCUAAUACGGAAUGUGUCUGGAACAUUGUCAGUUCCCCUGGCAACCGACUCCAGCUGUCUUUUAUAUCUUUCCAGUUGGAAGACUCUCAGAACUGUAGCAGAGAUUUUGUGGAGAUACGGGAAGGAAAUGCCACGGGUCCCUUGGUGGGACGAUACUGUGGAAACCUCCUACCACUCAAUUAUUCAUCUGUUUUGGGGCAUAUUUUGUGGAUCAGAUUUGUCUCGGAUGGCUCAGGCAGUGGAAUGGGCUUCCAGGCUACAUUUGCUAAGAUAUUUGGCAACGAUAAUAUUGUGGGAACUCAUGGGAAAAUCGCCUCUCCCUUCUGGCCAGCAAAUUACCCCCACAACUCCAACUACAAAUGGACAGUAAGUGUGAAUGCAUCUCAAGUUAUCCAGGGGAGAAUCUUGGAGAUGGACAUUGAAGCAACUCACAACUGCUAUUAUGACAAACUAAGGAUUUUUGAUGGGUUGGAUAUUCAUUCCAUCCUAAUUGGAACUUACUGUGGUACCCAGCCUGAAACUUUUAGCUCCAAUAGAAAUACUUUGACAUUUCAGUUUUCUUCAGACUCUUCAAUUUCAGGGAAGGGAUUCCUCCUGGAGUGGUUUGCAGUAGAUGUUCCUGCUGGACCUUUGCCUACCAUUGCUGCAGGUGCUUGUGGCGGGUUCCUGAAGACUGGAGAAGCGCCACUCUUUCUUUUCUCCCCAGGCUGGCCUAGAAGCUACAGUAAUGGGGCUGACUGUACCUGGCUCAUCCAGGCUCCUGAUUCUACUGUGGAACUCAACAUCCUCUACAUGGAUGUUGAACCUCACUCAGCCUGUGGCUAUGAUAGCCUUGUGAUAAGAGAUGGAGACAAUAACUUGGCUCAGCCGCUAGCAGUUGUCUGUGGCAGAGAGAUCCCUGGGCCCAUCCGGUCUACUGGAGAGUACAUGUUCAUCCGCUUCACCUCUGACUUCAGUAUCACUGGGGCAGGCUUCAAUGCCUCCUUUCACAAGAGCUGUGGUGGAUAUUUGCAUGCAGACAGAGGGAUUAUCACAUCCCCCAAGUACCCAGAGACCUACCCUCCCAACCUCAACUGCUCCUGGCACGUUUUGGUCCAGAGUGGUCUGACCAUCGCUGUCCAUUUCGAACAGCCCUUCCACAUCCCAAAUGGAGAUUCUUCUUGCCGCCAAGGGGAUUACCUGGUGCUAAAAAAUGGACCUGAUAUCUAUUCUCCGCCUUUGGGACCCCAUGGAGGAAAUGGUCGUUUUUGUGGCAGUCAUCCUUCAUCAACUCUGUUCACCUCAGAUAAUCAAAUGUUUGUUCAGUUUAUKUCUGACAGUAGUAAUGGAGGGCAAGGAUUUAAGAUCAGAUAUGAGGCAAAGAGUCUAGCCUGUGGGGGCAAUAUCUACAUCCAUGAUGCUGAUUCUGCUGGAUAUGUGACCUCCCCCAACUACCCUGGCAAUUAUCCGCAGCAURCGGAUUGCAUUUGGAUCAUAGCUGCUCCUCCGGGAAAAGCUAUAAGGUUGCAGUUUGAAGAUCAAUUCAAUAUCGAAGUAACACCCAAUUGUUCUUCUAGUUACCUUGAGUUGCGGGACGGAGUUGAUUCAAAUGCUCCAGUACUUUCCAAAUUUUGUGGGAUGUCUUUGCCCAGCAGCCAGUUGUCCUCAAGAGAGGUUAUAUAUUUGAGAUUUCAGUCUGACAAUAGCUCCACUCACAUGGGAUUCAAGGCCAAGUAUUCUAUAGCCCAGUGUGGAGGAACAGUAACAGGGCAAAGUGGCAUCAUUGAAAGCAAUGGAUACCCACAUCUUCCCUAUCCAAAUAAUGUAUUCUGUCAGUGGCAUCUCCAGGGCCUCUCAGGACACUAUCUCACCAUCCAUUUUGAAGAUUUUAACCUUCAGAAUUCCUCUGGCUGUGAAAAAGACUUUGUGGAGAUCUGGGAAAAUCAUACUUCGGGAAAUGCUUUGGGCAGAUACUGUGGAAGUGCCAUUCCUGAUGACAUAGACACUUCUAGCAAUGUUGCUUCGGUCAGGUUUGUCACAGAUGGUUCCGGCAUUGCCCCAGGGUUCAGGCUGCGGUUUGAAUCCAGCAUAGGAGUGUGUGGUGGGGAUCUACAGGGCCCAACUGGAACAUUCUCUUCUCCCAACUACCCGAACCCAAAUCCUCAUGGCCGAAUCUGCGAGUGGAGAAUCACUGUGCAGGAAGGAAAGCAGAUCAGCCUAACUUUUAACAACCUGCGGCUAGAAGCUCAUCCAUCCUGCAGUGCUGAGCAUGUGACUGUAUUCAAUGGCAUUAGGAGUAACUCACCCCAGCUAGAGAAACUGUGCAGUAGUGUGAAUAUAAGCAAUGAGAUAAAAUCUUCAGGAAACACAAUGAGAGUGGUGUUUUUCACGGAUGGAUCCCAACCAUAUGGAGGUUUCAUUGCUUCCUACACAUCCAGCGGAGAYGCAGUGUGUGGCGGGUCUCUGACCAACAACCCUGAAGGGAACUUUACUUCUCCUGGCUACAACGGAGUCAGUAAUUACUCAGGAAACCUGAAYUGUGAAUGGACUCUCAGCAAUCCGAAUCAGGGAAAUUCCUCCAUUUACAUUCAUUUUGAGGAUUUUUCCCUUGAAAGUCACCAAGACUGUCAAUUUGAUGCCCUUGAGUUUCGAGUGGGUGAUGCUGAUGGUUCCCUAAUAGGGAGAUUCUGUGGCCCCAAACCUACCCUGCCAUUGGUUAUACCUCAUCGUCAGGUGUGGAUACAAUUUGUUACCAAUGAUCGCAUCGAAUAUCCUGGAUUCCUCAUAAAGUAUUCCUUUACAGAUUGUGGCGGAAUACAGACAGGUGAGAGUGGAGUGAUUACAAGCCCCAACUACCCAGACUCUUAUGACAGCUUCACCCACUGUUCUUGGUUGUUGGAAGCCCCUCCAGGACACACCAUCACUCUUACAUUCAGUAGCUUUGAUGUUGAAAGACAUGUAGCUUGUGCCUGGGACUCCGUCACUGUCAGGAAUGGUGGCUCCCCUGGAUCACCUAUCAUAGGACAAUACUGUGGAGAGUCAAACCCAGAGACAAUACAGUCUGGUUCCAACCAGCUCGUGGUAAUUUUUAACUCUGACCAUUCAGUACAAAAAGGUGGAUUUUAUGCUACAUGGAGCACACAGACUUUAGGUUGUGGUGGAAUAUUUCAUUCAGAUAAUGGUACAAUCAGUUCCCCUCACUGGCCUCAGGAUUUUCCUGAAAACAGCAGAUGUUCCUGGACAGUCAUUACUCACGAAAGUAAACACUGGGAGAUCAGCUUUGACGGAAACUUCCGAAUCCCCAGCGGUGAUGGACAGUGUCAGAACAGCUUUGUGAAGGUGUGGACAGGAACUGAAGAGACCAACAACGCCCUGUUGGCCACAAACUGUGGGAACAUGGCUWCCAGGACCAUUAUUACACCCACAAAUGCAUUCAGGGUCGUCUUCCAGUCUCAGGAAGAGCCAGCCCAGGGCUUCUCCGCAUCCUUCGUAAGCCGAUGUGGACGUAAUUUCACUGGCCCUACAGGUAACAUCAUUUCUCCAAACUUCCCAAGGCCGUACGACAACAAUAUGAACUGCACCUAUAUCAUAGAAGCUAAUUCUCAGUCUCUGGUUGUCUUGACAUUUGUGUCUUUCCACUUGGAAGCUCGCUCAGCCAUCACCGGGAGCUGUGAGAAUGAUGGCCUGCACAUUGUCAGAGGUCGAAGUCUCUCCUCCACACCUGUUGCCACCGUGUGUGGUGAUGAGACCUUGGAUCCUAUCACCCUGACUGGUCCCGUGCUGCUGAACUUCUACUCCAACGCACACACCCCGGACCUGGGAUUCAAGCUUUCCUACAGGAAACUCUCCUGUGGAGGUACGUUCAACUCUACUGGGGUCAUCAGGAGUCCUUCCUACUCGUAUUCCGACUACCCCAACAAUCUCUACUGUGUGUACAACAUCACUGUGAGAGACAACAGAGUGGUUCUGCUCAAGUUUGGAGAUUUUAAUGUGGCUCUGUCCGCCUUCUGCUCUCACGACUACCUGGCGGUGUAUGAUGGUCCCAACAUGAGCGAUCCCCUUCUUGGAAAAUUCUGCGGUUCCAAGCUCCCCCCAAUUGUUAAGAGCAGCAGUAACAGCAUGGUCCUGGUAUUUAAGACAGAUUMUGUUCAAACAGCAAGAGGCUGGAGGGCAAUUUUCCGGGCGACAUUAGGGCCGCAACACGGAUGUGGCGGUUAUCUGACAGUUUCCAAUGGUACCUUUGUCUCUCCUGAUUCUGAUUCAAAUGGAAAAUAUGACAAAGGCUUAAGCUGCACAUGGUUCAUAAUAGCACCUGUAAACAAACUCAUUCAACUCACCUUCAAUACGUUUGCUCUGGAGACAAUGACCAAUUCACAACAGUGCCUUUAUGAUUAUGUCAAGCUCUAUGAUGGGGAGAGUGAAAACGACCGUUUGGCCGCAACGUUCUGUGGUUCCACCAUACCUGCUCCUUUUAUCUCUUCCGGUAACUUCCUCACAGUUCAAUUUGUCAGUGACCUGACUCUAGAAAGAGAAGGAUUUAAUGCUACAUAUACCUUCGUGGACAUGCCUUGUGGUGGAACAUACAACGCAACUUGGACCCCACAAAAUACUUCGUCACCCUAUUUAUCAAGCCAGAGUGUUCCAUUGUCCACCUGUACUUGGGUCAUUGAAGCCCCUCCCCACCAGCAGGUGAAGAUAACUGUGUGGGCACUUCAGCUACACUCGCAAGACUGUGCACAGAACUACUUAGAGGUUCAGGACUUGCCAGAGGGUGAUGGAAGAGUCCAUUUCUGUGGCAGAAAUCUUACAGCUCUGCCCGAGUUUUAUUCCUCCACAAGCACUGCCAUGGUGGUUUUCAAAUCUGAAGUUCUGAACAGCAWCUCUAGAGUGAGCUUCACCUAUCAGAUUGCAGACUGCAACAGACAAUACAACAGAGCAUUUGGCAAUCUGAAGAGUCCUGGAUGGCCUGAUAAUUAUAAUGAUAACCUGGAUUGCACUCUAAUUCUCACAGCCCCGCAGAACCACGCCAUUGCCCUCUUUUUUCAUUCGUUUGAUAUCGARGACUCAAGCAACUGUGCACAUGAUUUCUUGGAGGUAAGAAAUGGAAGUAGUAGCAGUUCACCACUACUUGGCAAGUAUUGUGGGACUCUGCAGCCAAACCCCAUCUUCUCUCAAAACAAUGAACUGUAUCUACGAUUUAAGAGCAAUAAUAUAAUUUCCAGUCAUGGAUAUGAAAUCAUCUGGGCCUCAUCACCCUCUGGCUGCGGUGGGACUCUUUAUGGAGACAGUGGCUCCUUUACCAGCCCUGGCUAUCCCAGCACGUACCCAAACAACACUCACUGCGAAUGGACUCUCAUUGCUCCUGCUGGAAGACCUGUCACCGUCAGCUUUUACUUUAUCAGCAUUGAUGAUCCAGGAGACUGCGUCCAGAACUAUCUCAUACUCUAUAAUGGGCCAAAUGCCACUUCUCCAUCCUCUGGACCGUAUUGUGGAGCAGACACUAACAUAGCUCCCUUUGCGGCUUCCUCAAAUCAAGUCUUCAUAAAAUUCCAUGCUGAGUAUGCAGUGUAUCCAUCCGCGUUCCGGUUAACGUGGGACAGCUGA
Molecule: messenger RNA, 10854 nt
Organism: Urocitellus parryii (Arctic ground squirrel)
Lineage: Eukaryota; Metazoa; Chordata; Mammalia; Rodentia; Sciuridae
Gene: Cubn
Product: cubilin
Molecular function (GO): calcium ion binding
Source: RefSeq, a predicted model, not a curated record